Hylaeus anthracinus is the source of this 1495-nucleotide messenger RNA. RefSeq names its product odorant receptor 4-like. The record is from RefSeq and is a predicted model, not a curated record. The transcript has 6 exons. The coding region runs from base 179 to 1414 and encodes 411 amino acids. NCBI's taxonomy places the organism in Eukaryota, Metazoa, Arthropoda, Insecta, Hymenoptera, Colletidae. Gene Ontology annotation, biological process: sensory perception of smell; detection of chemical stimulus involved in sensory perception of smell. Gene Ontology annotation, molecular function: odorant binding; olfactory receptor activity. Gene Ontology annotation, cellular component: plasma membrane.
UUGCGUCUUGUCUCCCCAGUUUGUCAGACAGUGAACAGAAGGAAACUCAAGAUUCACUAACCACUGACAAAGAGAAUGAAAAUCAAAGAGACAUCGUAAUGAAGUUAAGCCCUCUUUAGCUACAAUUGUCACGAAUAGGCGAGAAAUCAGCCUUGCCCUCGGACAUUAACUUCACACUAUGCGGAAGGAUACUACUCCGGACUUCUCCAUCAGAUCGACGACGUUCUUCAUGAAGUGCGUUGGCUUGUGGAUAGCGGAGAACGACGGCGAAGAACGUCUCAGGAAGAUCGCUUGGGGUUAUACCAUCUGGACAACAUGUUUCGCCACGGUCAUGCAGUGCAGAGACGUGUACUACUCCUGGGGAGACUUGAAAGCUACUCUGUUCUGUCUCUGCAAUGUUUUAUGUCUGCUAUUGGUAGGUGUCAAAGUGCUUAUAAGCCUCAUACACAAAAUGGAAUUCUUUGAAUUGAUUCUAUACAUGAGGGAGCAUUUCUGGAAUUGCAAUUCUUACGAUGCCGAAAAGAAGAUCGUGGACCAAUCGAAAAAAACGUGUAUAUUAUUUACCAGCAUUGUCACCAUCAGUGGCCACGGCACAGUAGCUGGUUACCUUCUAACACCGAUCAUUGCGAAUAUAGGGAAGAAUGAGUCAGACAGAAUAUUUCCAUUCAACAUGUGGAUGCCUCAACUACCCUUGACAAUGACUCCCUACUUCGAACUAUGUUUCAUUGUGCAGGCGUUCACGUUUUAUCAAAUUGCAAUCUGUUACUUUAGUUUCGACAACAUUUUGUGCAUUAUAAACGUACACCUAUCUGGACAGUUUCGUAUACUUCAAUACAGGUUGGAGACGCUUUGUCACAUGGAAAGAAAAACAGAGAUUGAAGAUGCAUAUGACAAUGUGAUGUUAAACGAUGCCAGUACAUCUUACGAGAAAUUGAAGAAUUGCAUUCGACAGCACCAGGUACUCAUCGAUUUUAGUGUGAAAAUCGAGAAUAUGUUCACAUUGAUGAUAUUGGCACAAGUAAUCAUCUUCAGUGCGUUGAUCUGCCUGCUUGGAUAUCAAACAAUACUGGAAACUGCAAGCACCGCGAAACGUUGCGGUUUCCUAUCCUCCACGCUGGGCAGCGCGUUCAUGCUGCUGAUGUUCACCUACAGUUGCCAUAGCAUAGUAAGCGAGAGUGACAAGGUCGGAGUAUCGGCGUACUCAGGAUUGUGGUCGGUUAUGCCAAUGAAUCAACCUGGGAAAGCCCUUCGAAAAGAUCUGAUGAUGAUCAUGCUACGAUCUGAACACGUCUGCUGCUUAACAGCAUUUGGAUUUUUCCCGAUAUCGUUAGAAACGUACACCAAGAUCAUGAGUACCGCAGUAUCAUAUUUUACUCUGCUCAGACAAAGCACUGAUUCUACAAUUGAAUCUUGAUCAGAGCCGCACCUUCAUAAAAUAGACAUACAAAUAGAUAUAUUUGUACAUUACAUGAUUACAUACAGAAAAAAAAAUAUA